AUGCAUUCGGCCCCAAAGAGAGAAAGGCACCAUGCGAAUAUUCGCAUCCGUCGCCGCUCGGAUGUCGAAAAGAAAAUCAGGAAAGAAAAAGGCGACAAGGAAAAAUGCAAGGAUAUAGAUUGCGAAUCCAUCGUUUCAGCAUCUUCUUCAACCCCUCCGGCCACACAAUCAGCAUCUGCUGGCGGAAAAUGCCCUUUCCGGUUUCUCUUAUCCAACAUGAUUGAUGCCGAAGAUGGAAGCCAAAACGGCUGUCCUUUACGCAGAGUACAAUUGUGGCAUACAGUACCAUUUUGCUUAUUGGCUAUCAUCAACUUGUUACUUAUCAUUAUUGCGUUGUUGGGAUUGGCCGGAUAUAAGAUUACAAUGGGGGUUCAGAGAGUCGUCGUUGAUGUGAUGAGAUCAGAUUUGGAAGUGGAGCCUUACGUUGAAAGGGAAAGUGAAGUGGACACCAAUGGUGGAACUUUGCUUGAAUAUUAG
Messenger RNA from Botrytis sinoallii, 477 nucleotides. RefSeq lists its product as uncharacterized. Bases 1 to 477 code for a protein of 158 amino acids. The transcript has a single exon. The record is from RefSeq and is a predicted model, not a curated record. Lineage: Eukaryota; Fungi; Ascomycota; Leotiomycetes; Helotiales; Sclerotiniaceae.